Molecule: messenger RNA, 990 nt
Organism: Pochonia chlamydosporia 170
Lineage: Eukaryota; Fungi; Ascomycota; Sordariomycetes; Hypocreales; Clavicipitaceae
Product: glutathione S-transferase
Exons: 2
Coding region: 1-990 (329 amino acids)
Source: RefSeq, a predicted model, not a curated record
AUGGCUGCCGAAAACAUCAUCCUAUACCACUACGCCUACUCACCAUACGCCCGCCGAGUGUCGUGGUAUCUCACCCUUCGCGGCAUUCCCCACGCACAAUGUGUCCAACCGCCAACAAUGCCUCGCCCAGACAUAUCCCGCCUCGGCAUCUCCUAUAGACGCAUCCCCAUCCUCUCCAUCGGCAAAGACGUCUACCUCGACACGCGCCUCCAGCUCAUCAAACUCGAAGCCCUCGACAUCCCCAACCCUCCCCUCAGCGCAAGCCAGCCAGACCAGCGUGCCAUCCAGCGUCUCCUCUCAACCCUCAUGACCGACGCCGGCGUCUUCGGCUGGGCAGCCUCCCUCCUCCCCAGCGACCUCCCGCUCCUCAAAAACCCAACCUUCCAAAAGGACCGCGCCGAAUUCUUCGGCUCCCAACCCAAACCUGACCCCAAGCACGUCGCCCUCCGCGAAGUCGCCUCCGUCUUCCACUUCCUCGAGACCACCCUCCUAGCUGACGGGCGGGAAUGGAUCCUCAAAACCCCGUCGCCUAGUCUGGCGGAUAUUGAGGCCGUGUGGCCGCUGCACUGGAUGGCUGGUAUCCCGAGUGCGUUGCCCAAGGAGAAGUUUGGGCCGGAGGUGUAUCCGCUGGUGUAUGCGUGGAUUCAGCGCUUCGACGAGGCGGUUUCGCGGGCGAAGAAGGCGCUUGGCAAGCCGAAGACGUUGACGGGCGAGGAGGCCGAGAGUGUGAUUUUGGAGAGCAAGUAUAAUGAGGGGGAGGGCGGGGUUGACGAGGGGGAUUUUGAGGUUGUCAAGACGGGGUUGAGGAAGGGGGAUGAGAUUACGGUUGGGCCGACGGAUUUUGGGGCCGUGAGGAGGGAUGUGGGGAGGUUGGUUGCGUUGACGGCGGAGGAGGUUGUUUAUGAGACGAGGGGGGAGAAGGGGGCUGUGAGGGUUCAUGCGCCGAGGCAUGGGUUUAGGAUUCGGAAGGGGAGGGAGGAGAGGCUUUGA